Messenger RNA from Ailuropoda melanoleuca (giant panda), 375 nucleotides. Its product is annotated as 60S ribosomal protein L31-like. The coding region runs from base 1 to 375 and encodes 124 amino acids. The transcript has a single exon. Gene Ontology annotation, cellular component: ribosome; cytosolic large ribosomal subunit. NCBI's taxonomy places the organism in Eukaryota, Metazoa, Chordata, Mammalia, Carnivora, Ursidae. Gene Ontology annotation, molecular function: structural constituent of ribosome. The record is from RefSeq and is a predicted model, not a curated record. Gene Ontology annotation, biological process: cytoplasmic translation.
AUGGCUCUUGCAAAGAAGGGUGGCAAGAAGAAGGGUUAUUCUGCCAUCAUCGAGGUAGUGACCAGAAAACAUACCAUCAACAUUCACAAGCACAUCCAUGGAGUGAGUUUCAAGAAGCACGACCCUCAGGCACUCAAAGGGAUCCAGAAAUUUGUCCUGAAGGAUAUGAGAACUCCAGAUGUGCACAUUGACACCAGGCUUGACAAAGCUGUCUGGGCCAAAGUAAUAAGGCAUGUUCCAUGCCAUAUCCAUGUGCAGUUGUCCAGAAAAUGUAAUGAGAAUGAAGAUUCACCAAACAAGCUCUAUAUGUUGCUUACCUAUAUACCUGUCACCACUUUCAAAAAUCUACAGACAGUUAAUGUGGAUGGGAACUAA